Molecule: messenger RNA, 1080 nt
Organism: Acanthamoeba castellanii str. Neff
Lineage: Eukaryota; Discosea; Longamoebia; Acanthamoebidae
Product: phosphoenolpyruvate carboxykinase
Exons: 6
Coding region: 1-1080 (359 amino acids)
Biological process (GO): gluconeogenesis
Cellular component (GO): cytosol
Molecular function (GO): phosphoenolpyruvate carboxykinase (ATP) activity; ATP binding
Source: RefSeq, a predicted model, not a curated record
AUGGAUAAACUGUCAACUUCCCCCAAGUCCACGCCUCGGUUCGAGAGUCAGCUCACGGCCCACCUCAAGCCCUUCGCCUCGGGCGAGGUCCGCCCGCGCCUGUCGGCCAAGGAGUGGCACCAGGUUCACGACGAGGAACUCGAAAGCGUGAGCCUCGAGUACACCGGCAUUCACAUCCACAACAUCAUUCGCAACCCCAGUGUGCCGAAGCUCUACGAGCUGGCCCUCAAGCACGAAAGCGGCACGGCGGUGACCUCGACCGGCGCCCUCGUGUGUAAGUCCGGCAAGCACACCGGCCGCUGCCCGCAGGACAAGCGCAUCGUCAAGGAGCCCACGUCGGAGAAGGACGUCUGGUGGGGUCCCAUCAACUUCCCUCUCAGCGACCACUCGUUCAUGAUCAACCGUGAGCGCGCCAUCGAUUACCUGAACACGAGGGAGCGCCUCUACGUGGUCGACGGCUACGUGGGCUGGGUGCCCGAGCACCAGCUCAAGGUGCGCGUCAUCUGCGCGCGUGCCUACCACGCCCUGUUCAUCAGCAACAUGAUGGUGCGCCCGACCGACGAGCAGCUGCUCGACUUCGGCGAGCCCGACUUCAUCAUCUACAACGCCGGCCAGUUCCCUGCCAACCGAUACACAGACACUACCAAGCAGCGCAAGUCGCCAUCGCUGGCGGCCGACAUUGCGGUCAUGCGCGAGCGAGAGGGCAAGCGCGAGCUGCUGAUGAUCAAGCGAGGCGGCCGCACCUUCCACGGCUGCCUCGCCUUCCCGGGCGGGUUCGUGGAGUACGGGGAGGAGCCCAAGCACGCCGCCCUCCGCGAACUGCAAGAGGAAACGUCCCUCGUCGGCACCGACCCGCAGCUCGUCGGCGUUUACGGCGACCCCGCUCGUGAUAUCCUCUCACCUCUUCCCCGCGUUGAUUUCUCGACCAUGAAGGCGGGUGAUGAUGCAGCUCACGCCGACUUCUACGAUGUGGAGGAGCUCAAGGGCCAAACCGACAAGAUGGCCUUCGACCACGCCUUGCUGCUCCACGACCUUCUUGAGUUCGUCAAGAAGCACAACAUCGACAUCCCACGAGCAUAG